Daucus carota subsp. sativus is the source of this 3878-nucleotide messenger RNA. Its product is annotated as topless-related protein 3. Gene Ontology annotation, biological process: regulation of DNA-templated transcription. The transcript is spliced from 25 exons. The record is from RefSeq and is a predicted model, not a curated record. NCBI's taxonomy places the organism in Eukaryota, Viridiplantae, Streptophyta, Magnoliopsida, Apiales, Apiaceae. Gene Ontology annotation, molecular function: protein binding. Bases 292 to 3681 code for a protein of 1129 amino acids.
CAUCGAAGAUAGCGAGACCAAGUCGUCCUCCUCUUCCUCCCCCACCCAUUUCCUUUUCUUCUCUAUCUUCUCUCCCCCACCCUCUUAUAUAUAUACAUACAUAUAUCACACACAUAUGUAUCUAUAUUAUCUCUUUCUUCUCCGCAGCCUUUGCUAAAUCCACCCUUUUGUUUCCAGCAGCAACCCUAGAUUUUGUUCCCCUGGUUCUUGAUCUGUUUUUUUCUUUUUUCUGCAAGUGGGUGUUUUUUGUUUGGAUUUUUUAUUGGUUUUUCUGUGUGGGUUUGUGUAAAGAUGUCAUCUUUGAGCAGAGAAUUGGUGUUUCUUAUACUCCAAUUCCUUGAAGAGGAGAAGUUUAAAGAUUCUGUUCAUAGGCUUGAGCAAGAAUCUGGCUUCUAUUUUAAUAUGAGGUACUUUGAGGAAAAAGUUCAUGCCGGUGAAUGGGAUGAGGUGGAGAAAUAUCUCUCUGGAUAUACCAAGGUGGAUGACAACCGGUACUCUAUGAAGAUAUUCUUUGAAAUCAGGAAGCAGAAGUAUCUUGAAGCACUUGAUAGGCAAGACAAGUCGAAAGCCGUGGACAUACUGGUGAAUGAUUUGAAAGUAUUCUCCACUUUCAAUGAAGAUUUAUAUAAAGAAAUCACUCAGUUGCUAACACUUACCAAUUUCAGGGAAAAUGAGCAAUUAUCUAAGUACGGGGACACAAAAACCGCCCGUAGUAUUAUGUUGGUAGAGCUUAAGAAACUUAUCGAAGCAAAUCCUCUUUUCCGUGAAAAACUUGUUUUUCCCACCUUAAAGUCAUCAAGAUUAAGGACUUUAAUCAACCAAAGUUUGAACUGGCAACAUCAGCUGUGUAAAAAUCCUAGGCCGAAUCCAGAUAUUAAGACCUUAUUCACAGACCAUACGUGUGCACCUCCAAAUGGUGCUCUUGCACCCACACCAGUCAAUAUUCCAUCUGCCGCAGUUGCGAAGCCUAUGGCUUAUACACCAAUUGGAGCUCACGGUCCGUUUCCGCCUGCGGCAGCUGCUGCCAAUGCUAAUGUUAUGGCAGGUUGGAUGGCAAAUGCUGCAGCUUCUUCAUCAGUUCAAGCAGCUGUUGUUACUGCAUCAACCUUGCCUAUUCUACCAAAUCAAGUGUCAAGUUUGAAACGCCCAAUAACACCUCCAACCACUCUGGGUAUGCUUGAGUAUCAGACUGCUGAUCAUGAGCAAUUAAUGAAACGUUUAAGGUCUGCACAGUCUGUUGAAGAGGUUACCUAUCCAACAGCUCCAGCAGCUCGUCAACAAGCUUCUUGGUCUCUUGAUGACUUGCCACGAACGGUAGCUUUCACCAUGCAUCAAGGAUCAUCUAUUACUAGCAUGGAUUUUCAUCCAUCUCAUCGGACAUUACUUCUUGUGGGUUGUGGUAAUGGUGAUAUCACACUUUGGGAAGUAGCGAUGCGUGAGAAGUUGAUCUCGAAGCCCUUUAAAAUAUGGGAUAUCUCAACUUGUUCAAUGGCUUUUCAGGCAUCUGUAAGCAAGGAGUCACCAAUAUCUGUAAGCCGUGUUACAUGGAGUCCUGAUGGAAACUACUUGGGGGCUGCAUUUGCGAAGCAUUUAGUUCAUGUGUAUGCGUAUUCUGGACCUAAUGAACUAAACCAUCAUCUAGAGAUAGACGCACAUGCUGGUGGAGUAAAUGACUUGGCUUUUGCUAAUCCAAACAAGCAGUUGUGCAUAAUAACCUGUGGGGAUGACAAGUUGAUAAAGGUUUGGGAUAUGACAGGGAAAAAGCUAUUUAACUUUGAAGGGCAUGAAUCACCAGUGUAUUCUGUAUGCCCUCACCAAAAAGAGAAUAUUCAGUUCAUUUUUUCAACUGCAAUUGAUGGGAAAAUUAAGGCCUGGCUCUAUGAUAAUAUUGGUUCAAGGGUUGACUAUGAUGCACCUGGGAGAUGGUGCACUACUAUGCUUUACAGUGCCGAUGGCAGUAGAUUGUUUUCUUGUGGAACAAGUAAAGAUGGAGACUCUUUCCUGGUUGAAUGGAAUGAGAGUGAAGGAGCAAUAAAGCGAUCAUAUUCUGGAUUUAGAAAAAAAUCAGUUGGUAUCGUGCAAUUUGACACAACUCAAAACCACUUUUUGGCUGUUGGCGAAGAUAGUCAGAUCAAGUUUUGGGAUAUGGACAACACAAACAUGCUCACAAGUACAGAUGCUGAUGGCGGACUACCGACUCUGCCUCGUUUGAGAUUUAACAAAGAAGGUAAUCUUCUUGCUGUUACUACUGAGAAUAGUGGUAUCAAGAUACUUGCAAAUGCGUCUGGCCUUAGGUUAUUAAGGUCUGUUGAAGCCCCACCCUUUGAAGCAUUAAGGUCAGCACCAGAGCCAGCUGCAGUUAAGGCUUCUGGAUCUUCUGCUAUUCCAAAUGUCAAUCCAGUUAAUUGCAAAGUGGAAAGAAGCUCUCCUGUAAGGCCAGCUGCCGUUCUUAAUGGAGCUGAUUCUGUGGCUAGAAGCAUGGAAAAGCCUAGGCAUGUAGAUGAUGUAACCGAAAAAACCAAAUCCUGGCAGUUGACGGAGAUUACGGAUCCUGUCCAGUGUCGGCUUGUGACAAUGCCUGACAGCACUGAUGCUACUAACAAGGUUGCUCGGCUUCUCUACACGAACUCUGGUGUGGGCAUUUUGGCACUUGGUUCAAAUGGAAUUCAACGGCUUUGGAAGUGGACCCGAAAUGAACAAAAUCCAAGUGGAAAGGCCACUACCAAUGUUGUUCCGCAGCAUUGGCAACCGAACAGUGGUCUUCUUAUGACCAAUGAUGUUUCAGGUGUCAACCUUGAGGAAGCGUUUCCAUGCAUAGCCCUCUCGAAGAAUGAUUCUUAUGUAAUGUCAGCCUCUGGUGGAAAGGUUUCAUUAUUCAACAUGAUGACAUUUAAGGUUAUGACGACAUUCAUGCCGCCUCCACCAACUUCAACCUUCCUAGCAUUCCAUCCCCAAGAUAACAACAUAAUAGCAAUUGGAAUGGAGGAUUCAACUAUUCACAUCUACAAUGUUAGGGUUGAUGAGGUAAAAUCUAAACUUAAGGGUCAUCAAAAGAGAGUGACAGGUUUAGCAUUUUCCACCAAUCUGAACAUUCUGAUUUCAUCUGGUGCUGAUGCUCAGCUUUGUGUUUGGAGCAUUGAUACUUGGGAGAAAAGAAAGUCAGUUCCAAUACAACUACCUGCCGGGAAGUCUCCUAGUGGUGAUACACGAGUACAAUUUCACUCUGAUCAAAUCCGUCUACUUGUAUCACAUGAAACACAAUUAGCAUUAUAUGACGCCUCCAAGAUGGAUUGCAUCCGGCAGUGGGUUCCCCAAGAUGUCCUCUCAGCGCCUAUAUCUUGUGCCACAUAUUCAUGCAACAGUCAACUUGUUUAUGCAUCUUUCUGUGAUGGAAAUGUCGGGGUGUUUGAUGGCGAUAACCUGAGACUAAGAUGUCGUAUUGGGCCAACAGUGUACCUGUCUCCGGCAGUAGUGAACGGAAGCCAGUCUGUGUACCCCUUAGUCGUUGCAUCACAUCCACAAGAUCCAAAUCAGUUUGCGGUUGGGUUGACAGACGGGUCUGUUAAAGUUAUAGAACCUACCGAGUCUGAAGGCAAAUGGGGAGUAACUCCGCCAGCUGAUAGCGGUAGAAAUCCAUCAUCAUCCACCAGCAACCAUGCAGGGGAGCAGCUUCAAAGAUAACGUCUCCUGUAUAUUUAGGUCGUGAUAGUCAUCCUUUUCAUGAUCCUGUUUAUUUUAGCUGUUUUAGAACUUAGAUUAAUUUGAUUUACGUGUCGACUUAUAGACGAAGAUAGGAUUCAUGUUUAGAGAAGAUCUCAGACUGUAUAAUUUAUUGUUAACCCAGCUUUUUUAUUUAUAUAAUUGUUCAGUUCUAUCUC